Solea solea (common sole) is the source of this 11660-nucleotide messenger RNA. RefSeq names its product fibrillin 1 (gene fbn1). Gene Ontology annotation, molecular function: calcium ion binding. The coding region runs from base 410 to 9124 and encodes 2904 amino acids. The record is from RefSeq and is a predicted model, not a curated record. NCBI's taxonomy places the organism in Eukaryota, Metazoa, Chordata, Actinopteri, Pleuronectiformes, Soleidae. The transcript has 66 exons.
GAGUGGAGCAGUGAUGAGGAAAAAAGCUCGUGUGUGAGGGAGAGACGCAGUGAGUGUUGCCAUUCUCAUCCUCUGGAAUGCAUCAGCGCCUCUAACUUAUCUGUGCAAAGUCAACACGCAGCUGGAUGCAGCCUCCGAAGAGUUACCAUGCGCAUUUAUUUAUAGCAGCUCAGGUUUGAGUUGACUUCUCUUCUUCCUUCGCAGUCUUCUUCUGAGCGUUUUAUUCUGCAGUUACCUGCCAGGAAAAGUGAAACCGUCCUCAGUCGGGUCUGAGGCGAAUCUCCUACUCGGGAGACAAGCUUUGACUCCACUGCAGAGGUCGACGCGGCUGGGGGGGGAAAAAAAGACCAAGUAAGUUUUGAAGUGAAUUUGUCAUCAGCAGUGGAGCUGGACACUUGAGUGCGUGGAUAUGCCGGACAGUAUUGAGAGCGGGGGACGGCUGCUGCAGUUGGCCGUGGCUCUGGUGGCCCUGCUGUGGCUCUGCGCUGCGCAGAGUGACACGACAGAAGUGGUGGUGGACGCCGAGGACAGCGAGCUGGUGACCAGGCAAACCGACUCCAAAGCCAGCAGAGCCAAGAGACGGGGAGGGGCAGAAGUCCUGAGAGGACCAAAUGUGUGUGGAUCGAGGAACAACGCGUUCUGCUGCCCAGGCUGGAAGACUCUGACUGGAGGAAACCAGUGCAUUGUUCCAAUCUGCCGGAGUUCAUGUGGAGAUGGUUUCUGCUCCAGACCCAACAUGUGCACCUGUCCCAACGGCCAGAUCGCCCCGUCCUGUGGAUCCAAGUCAGUUCAGCACUGUAAUAUUCGUUGUAUGAACGGGGGAACUUGUGCUGAGGACAACUGCCAGUGCCAGAAGGGCUACGUGGGAAACCACUGCGGUCAACCGGUUUGUGAAAAUGGCUGCCUUAACGGAGGAAGGUGCGUGGCUCCCAACCGAUGUGUGUGCACCUACGGCUUCACCGGGGCCCAGUGCGAGAGAGACUACCGCACCGGGCCGUGUUUUGCCUCCGUGAAUAAACAGAUGUGUCAAGGUCAGCUCACAGGCAUUGUGUGCACAAAGACUUUGUGCUGUGCCACAGUGGGGCGGGCAUGGGGUCACCCCUGCGAGAUGUGUCCAGCACAGCCUCACCCCUGCCGAAGAGGCUUCAUACCAAACCACCGCACUGGGGCAUGCCAAGAUGUGGACGAAUGCCAGGCCAUCCCGGGCAUCUGCCAAGGAGGAAACUGCAUCAACACAGUCGGAUCCUUCGAAUGUAAAUGUCCCGCCGGGCACAAGUUCAACGAGGUGUCACAGAAAUGUGAAGAUCUGGACGAGUGUUCGAACAUCCAAGGUCUCUGUGGUGUCGGUGAAUGCUCCAACACCAUUGGUAGCUACUUCUGCAAGUGUCCACAGGGUUAUCACUCUUCUGUGGACGGAUCCCGGUGUAUAGAUGCUCGAGGUGGCUACUGCUAUGCUAGCGUGCUAAAUGGACGCUGUGCCAACCAAAACUCACAGCUGUUGACCAAAGUGCAGUGCUGCUGUGAUAGUGGACGCUGCUGGUCUGAUGGGUCUGCGCCGGAAAUGUGCCCUCUUCGUGCAACAGAUGAAUACCAGAAACUGUGUUUCCAGUUACCUGAUGGAGUAACAAUACCUGGUCGAGUACCAGGGGGCCCCGACCUGCCCGGCAUCUACCCAGGCCCAUAUCCGGGUCAGACUCCAGGACAAAUUCCUGGCCAGGUAGUGAUUCCUGGUCACAUUCCCAUUCGGAUUCCAGUAAUACCUGGUCAGACUCCAGGACAAAUUCCAGGACAAAUUCCAGGGCAAUUUCCUCCUCCACCAGGUGGUUCCUAUCCUAUCCAAACCCAGAAUAUCACCAACAUGUGCCAGGCCUACCGCAACCUCUGCCUGAAUGGCAGGUGUGUCCCCAUGCCAGGCAUUGGCUAUCGCUGUGAGUGCAACAUGGGUUUCAAGUCGGAUGCAAGAGGAGAGUGCAUCGAUGAUGAUGAAUGUGAGCAAAACCCUUGUGCUCACGGUGAAUGUGUGAACACGCCCGGGUCCUACAUCUGUCAGUGUCCUGCUGGAUUCCAAUCCACUGCCACCAGGACAGAGUGCCGAGAUCUGGAUGAGUGUGUGGCCAACGGUCGUAUCUGCAACAACGGCCGUUGUGUGAACACCGAGGGCAGCUUUCACUGUGUCUGCAAUGCUGGAUUUGAAAUUACAGGCGAUGGCAAAAACUGUCAAGACAUGGACGAGUGUCUGAUCAGGAACAUGUGCCUCAACGGACUCUGCAUCAAUGAAGACGGCAGCUUCAAAUGCAUCUGUAAACCAGGGUUCCUCCUGGACAACAGUGGACGCAUGUGUAUAGACAUCGACGAGUGUGAGACUCCGGGCAUGUGUAUGAACGGCCACUGCGUCAACACAGAGGGAUCUUUCCGCUGCGAGUGUAUGGCUGGGAUGGCGGUGGGCUUGGAUGGACGGGUCUGUGUUGACACACAUAUGCGCAGUACAUGUUAUGGCGGCUACAAGAGAGGACAAUGUGUUAGGCCUUUAUUUGGGGCUGUGACCAAGUCGGAGUGUUGCUGUGCCAGUACAGAGUACGCCUACGGGGAGCCGUGCCAGCCCUGCCCACCACAAAGCUCUGCUGAGUUCCUGGCUCUGUGUCCUAAUAGCAUUGGCAUAACUGGUGAUGGAAGAGAUAUUAACGAGUGUGCCCUCGACCCUGAAAUCUGCCAGAAUGGAGUGUGUGAGAACAUGCUGAGGACGUACAAAUGCACCUGCAAUGAGGGUUUUGAGGUUGACCUCACGGGAAAAAACUGUGUUGACAUCGACGAGUGUGUGAUGAACAGAAUGCUCUGUGAAAACGGGCUGUGCAGGAACACGCCGGGCAGUUUCACCUGUCAGUGUCCCAAAGGAUACCGCUUUGACUCCGAGACGGACGUCUGCGAGGAUGUGAACGAGUGUGUGUCCAGUCCCUGUAUCAACGGAGAAUGUAAGAACAGCCCAGGGUCCUUUGUGUGUUUGUGUUCAAUGGGCAGUUCACUAGACAGCUCUGGUCUGGAUUGCAUAGAAACUACUAAGAGCACCUGCUGGCUGAAAAUAGUCAAUGAUCGCUGUGAGGUCAACAUCAACGGAGCUACACUGAAGUCCCAUUGCUGCGCCACACUGGGCGAGGCCUGGAACAGCCCGUGUGCCAAAUGUGUAAAAGAUCCAAUCUGUGGUAAAGGCUUUGCUAGAGUGAAGGGGAAUAACUGUGAAGAUGUGGAUGAAUGUCAAGUGUUUCCUGGAGUGUGUAUCAACGGCAAGUGCAUCAACACACCAGGCUCCUUUUUCUGUCAGUGUCCUCCGGGGAUGACCGUUGAUGUCAGUGGCAGGAUGUGUAUUGACCUGCGUACGGAGCAUUGUUACCUCACCCAUGAGGAUGAGCGCUGUGGUGCUCCGAUCUCAGGGAAACACCGCGUGGACGCCUGCUGCUGCUCAGUCGGCGUGGCGUGGGGCCCUGAAUGUGAUGAGUGUCCGGAGAAGGGAUCUCCAGACUAUGCACAGCUCUGUCCUCGGGGGCCAGGCUUCUCACACAGGGGGGACUUCAUUAAUGGCAGACCCUUCCUGAAAGACAUAAACGAAUGCAGGAUGAUAAACACGCUGUGCUCACAUGGGAGGUGCAGAAACACCAUUGGCAGCUUCCGUUGCCGCUGUGACAACGGCUACGCCCUGGACUUCGAUGAACGCAAUUGUACUGACAUUGACGAGUGCCGCAUCUCUCCGGACCUGUGUGGACAAGGCCGGUGCGUCAACACACCGGGAGACUUUGAGUGCGAGUGCUUUGAGGGUUAUGAGAGCGGCUUCAUGAUGAUGAAGAACUGCAUGGACAUCGACGAGUGUGAGAGGAAUCCUCUGCUGUGCCGUGGAGGUGAAUGUGUAAACAGUGAGGGCAGCUUCCAGUGUGUGUGCCCAGACGGACAUGAGAUUGCACCUGAUGGCUCGGCCUGUCUCGAUAUCAAUGAGUGUGAGUUGAGUGACAGGCUGUGCAGGAACGGCCAGUGUGUUAAUAUGAUUGGCCGCUACCAGUGUUCCUGCAACACGGGAUACAAAUCCACCGAAAACAGAGUGGAGUGUGUUGACAUUGAUGAGUGUACCAUUGAGAACGGCGGCUGUGAGACUUUCUGCACCAACUCAGAGGGAAGUUACGAGUGUAGCUGUCACAGUGGCUACGCCCUGAUGCCCGAUCUGAGAAGUUGCACUGAUAUAGACGAGUGCGAGGAGAGUCCAGACAUCUGCGACGGAGGCCAGUGCACGAACACACCGGGGACGUACCAGUGUCUGUGCUUCGACGGGUUCAUGUCAUCUGAGGAUAUGAAGACCUGCCUGGAUGUGGACGAGUGUGAGCUGAACACAAACAUCUGUCUGAGCGGGAAUUGUGAGAACACUAAGGGAUCCUUCAUCUGUCACUGCGAGAUGGGAUACUCUGUACGCAAGGGAACGACCGGCUGCACAGAUAUCAAUGAAUGUGAGAUUGGAGCCCACAACUGUGACAGACAUGCUACCUGCACCAACACAGCUGGAAGCUUCAAAUGCCAGUGUGCUCCGGGAUGGGUUGGCGACGGCCUCAAAUGCACAGACCUUGAUGAGUGCUCCAACGGGACGCACAUGUGCAACAACAACGCCGACUGCGUCAACACCUUGGGCUCGUAUCGCUGUGCGUGCAAGGAGGGGUUCUCCGGCGAUGGAUUCUUCUGUUCAGACAGCGACGAGUGCGCCGAGAACGGCAACCUGUGUGACAACGGCCACUGUCUGAACCUGCCGGGAGGUUUCCGCUGUGAGUGUGACAUGGGCUUCAUCCCCACUUCUGACGGCAAGGCCUGUGAAGACAUAGACGAGUGUACCUUUGCUGACAUCUGUGUCAAUGGACGCUGCCGCAACAUGCCAGGACUUUUCAGAUGUGAAUGCACCCUCGGUUAUGAACUCGACAGGAGUGGAGGCAACUGCACAGACGUCAAUGAAUGUGCAGACCCGACGAUAUGCAUUAAUGGAAUAUGUGUCAACAUCCCUGGAAGUUACCACUGUAACUGCCCCGCAGACUUUGAACUGAACCCCACUCGGGUGGGCUGUGUAGACACGCGUUCCGGAAGCUGCUUCCUGGACGUCCGUUCCCGCGGAGACGCGUCGGAGAGCUUCGACUGCUCCAACGAGAUCGGAGUGGGUGUUUCGAAGGCUUCCUGCUGCUGCUCGCUGGGCCAAGGCUGGGGAAAUCCGUGUGAAUCGUGCCCGUUCGUCAACACAACUGAGUACAAGACACUGUGUCCUGGAGGAGAAGGUUUCAGACCGAACCCAAUCACUGUCAACUUGGAAGACAUCAAUGAGUGCCAAGAAUUGCCAGGCGUAUGCCAGGGCGGACGGUGCAUCAACACCUUCGGCAGCUUCCACUGCGAAUGCCCUCGAGGCUUUGCCCUCAACCCAGACACCAGAGUCUGCGAAGACAUCAAUGAGUGUGAUAGACCAGGUAUCUGUGGCCCAGGCAAGUGUUACAACACCAUCGGGAACUACACCUGCAUUUGUCCUGUGGACUACAUGCAGGUCAACGGCGGGAACAACUGCAUGGACAUGAGGAAAAGCUACUGCUACAGAAACUUUUACUCUAAAAACAGGACGUGCGACGGCGAGCUGACCUUCAACAUGACCAAAAAGAUGUGCUGCUGCUCCUACAAUAUUGGCCGUGCAUGGAACAAGCCAUGUGAACAGUGUCCCGUGCCCAGCACUGAUGACUUUGCAGAGCUGUGUGGCAGCGAGGUACCAGGAUAUUACAUUGACAUCACAACAGGACGAGUCACAGAUAUCGAUGAGUGCCGGGAAAUCCCAGGAGUCUGUGAGAAUGGAGUCUGCAUCAACCUGAUUGGCAGCUUCAGGUGCGAGUGCCCCAUGGGAUUUAUCUACAAUGACAAGCUGCUGAUUUGUGAAGAUAUUGACGAAUGUCAGAACGGACCCGUUUGCCAGCAGAACGCAGCCUGUCUGAACAUGCCGGGAAGCUACCGAUGCGAGUGUAAAGCCGGAUAUCGCUUCACUCCCACUGGACAAUGUCUAGACCGAAACGAAUGCAAUGAGAACCCUGCUGUGUGUAAUCCCGGUCAGUGCAUCGACACACUGGGCAGCUAUCGCUGCAUCUGCCCCAACGGCUUCAAAACAACACGGGACCAGUCGAUGUGUGUCGACGUGGACGAGUGUGAGCGGCAGCCCUGUGGAAACGGGACCUGCAAGAACACCGUGGGCUCCUACAAUUGUCUCUGUUACCCCGGCUUUCAGAACUCACACAACGGUGACUGCAUAGAUGUCGACGAGUGUUCGACGCAGAGGGGCCUGUGUCGACACGGGCAGUGUAUGAACACACUGGGCACUUUCUUCUGCGUGUGCCACGACGGCUAUGAACUGUCUUUGGAUGGCCGAGUGUGUGUAGAUAUUAAUGAAUGUGCAGUGCAUCCAGGCACGUGUGGUGCAGGAACUUGCCUGAAUCUGGACGGCUCCUACCGGUGUAUCUGUCCACCUGGCUACUAUCUCCACGAGGAAACGUGUGAAGAUAUUGACGAAUGCUCCCAGUCGCCUGAGAUCUGUACAUUUGGAACCUGCUCGAACACCGAGGGAAGCUUCAUCUGCUUGUGUCCUGAAGGUUUCCAGCUCUCUGCUUCCGGACGCAGAUGUUUAGAUAUCCGUGUGAACUACUGCUACACCAAGUUUGAUAGUGGCCGCUGCCUGGCUCCAAAGCCUCAGAACACCUCCAAGGCAGCGUGCUGCUGCACUGUAAUGCCAGGUCAAGGCUGGGGAGACCCCUGUGAAAUCUGCCCCAGCAAAGGAGAAGUGGGUUAUCGUAAUCUCUGCCCCAAUGAGGGCUAUCUGCAGGGGAUAGAUGACCACCCUAAAGAUAUCGACGAGUGUGUCAAUGACCCCUGUGUUAACGGCCAGUGCAUCAACACAGACGGCUCUUUCCGCUGUGAAUGUCCCAUGGGAUACCGCCUGGAUAUUAGUGGAGUUCGAUGCGAAGACACGAAUGAGUGUGAAAUUGGAAAUCCCUGUGGCAACGGCACAUGCACAAACGUCAUCGGUGGGUUCGAGUGUGCGUGUGAUGACGGCUUUGAGCCUGGGGCAAUGAUGACCUGUGAAGACAUCAACGAAUGCGCCCAGAACCCUCUGCUGUGUGCCUUCCGCUGUGUGAACGUGGUGGGCUCGUACGAGUGUAAAUGUCCGACGGGCUACGUCCUGCGUGAGGACAAGAGGAUGUGCAAAGAUCAGAACGAGUGUGAGGACGGCGUCGACGACUGUGCCGGCAGAGGCAUGACCUGCAAGAAUCUGAUCGGCACGUACAUGUGCAUCUGUGCCCCUGGAUACACGCGGCUGCCCAGUGGAGAGGGUUGCAUGGAUCUGAACGAGUGCACGGCCAAACCAGGUGUGUGUAAGAACGGCCGCUGUGAGAACACAGUAGGAAGCUUCCGUUGCAGAUGUGACCAAGGAUUCAUCGCCAACCCCACGCAGACUGAAUGUAUUGAUAACCGUGAAGGCUUCUGUUUCACUGAGGUUCUGACCACUCUGUGUCAGAUGAGCUCCAGUAACCGGAACAUGGUGACCAAGUCAGAGUGUUGCUGUUACGGGGGCAGAGGCUGGGGCACCAACUGUGAGCUCUGCCCCCUCCCUGGGACCACACAGUACAAGAGGAUGUGUCCUCUGGGACCUGGUUACACCACUGAUGGCAGAGAUAUCGAUGAGUGCCGCGUCAUGGGGAACUUGUGCAAGAACGGUCAGUGUAUCAACGCUCUGGGCUCCUACAGCUGCAUCUGCAAACCCGGCUACACCACUGACAUCACCAGCACACUGUGUGUGGAUGUGGACGAGUGCAUACAGGCACCAAAGCCGUGUAACUUCAUCUGUAAGAACACAGAGGGAGGCUACCUCUGCUCCUGCCCCCGCGGUUACAUCCUACAGGAAGAUGGAAAGAGCUGCAAAGAUCUGGACGAGUGCUCGACCAAACAGCACAACUGUCAGUUCUUGUGUGUCAACACCAUCGGUGGCUUCACGUGCAAAUGUCCUCCUGGCUUCACACAGCAUCACACGGCGUGCAUUGACAACAACGAAUGUGCAAGUGACCCCAACUUGUGCGGCUCCAACGGCGUCUGCCAGAACACUCCGGGGAGCUUCAGCUGCGACUGCCAGCGAGGAUUCUCGUUGGAUCCCAACGCACAGUCCUGCGAAGAUAUGGACGAGUGUGACGGUAACCACAGGUGUCAGCACGGCUGUCAGAACUUGGUGGGCGGGUACCGGUGCAGCUGUCCACAGGGCUACCUGCAGCACUACCAGUGGAACCAGUGUGUGGAUGAGAACGAGUGUCUGAACAGCCAGAUCUGCGGGGGAGCGUCGUGCCACAACACCCUGGGCAGUUUCCGCUGCCUCUGCCCCACCGGCUUCAACUACGAGCAGACCAACGGCGGCUGCAGUGACGUCAACGAGUGCUCCACCACCCAGAACCCCUGCAAGUUCGGCUGCUCCAACACAGACGGCGGCUACCUCUGCGGGUGUCCGACUGGAUACUACCGUGCAGGACAAGGACACUGUGUCACAGGCCUUGGAUUUACGGCCGGCAGCCCCAGUGACGGACACGGCGGCGAGGAGGACGACGAAAAUUCUCUGUCCCCCGAGGCCUGCUAUGAAUGUAAGAUCAACGGAUAUCCCAAGAAAGGACGCCAGCGUCGCAGCACCAACUCCACACUGGAGGAACCUGCUGAAGACAUGCAGGAGACCGUAAGCUUGGCCAGUGUGGACAUUGACGAUACUCUGCAGCUCCACCUGAACAUCACCGACCUCAGCAGCCGCGACCACAUCCUGGAGUUCACCCCGGCCUUGUCUGCCCUCAGCGACCACGUGCGCUACAGCAUCGACUACGGAAACGAGGACGGCUUCUUCAAGAUCAACCAGCGAGAGGGCGUCAGCUACCUGCAUCUGAGCAAGAAGAAGUCCCUCCCUGCGGGGGCGUACUCCCUUCAGAUCAGCAGUAUGCCCCUCUACAGGAAGAAGGAUCUGGCUGAGCUGGAGGACCAACACGAUAAAGACUACCUCACAGGACAGCUGGGGGAAAUACUGAAGAUGAGGGUGCAGAUCAUCCUCCACUAACCGUCACGAGACUGAGACAGGCAGGCGUUGCCAGCGGCUGCUAAUCCAGUGUCAGGCUCACACUCCCCAAACACAGCGGCCAAACAUCUCUGACUCUGGAUCAGUGGUUUCCAGGCAACUUCUACUGCGCCAAUAAGAAGAAGAAGAAGAAGAAGGGCUCGCCACCAAAGAGACAAGAAAGGGGGUUGGGGUGGGGGAGGGACUGCGUCGUUAGAUUUACCAAAGAUGAUUCUACAUAUCAUACACACAAUAUCUGCCAGCUGAAUGAAAUGGUUCAGUCAAAUGAAGAACAUCUUGCCCUGACACACAUCAGCUAUGUGUUUAAAAAAGAAAAGAAAAGAAAAAGCACUAUUGAGAGGGUGAAUGGUCUUUAAUUGUUGGGUUUACUGUUCUUUGAUAUGUGGAAUCAGGUGCCAUUUGAAGGGCAUGUGGACUGGAGAAAGCUUUCAAGGCUAAAAGAGUUUUAUUUUAGAAUCAGCUUAGGUGGAAGAGAGGUGCUAAUGAGGGCUGGGUAUUGAUUAAACAUUUUGGACUUUGACCAAUUUUAUGAAAUCCAUUUUAACAAAAAGACAUUACAUUCCACGUUACAGUAAACAUCUUCAUGGUCGUCUUCUUGCAGUUGAACACGGAGCAACGUUCUGCUCUCAUAUUUAUUCUGUGCACUAUCAUUAAUCUCGUCGCGUCACUUUAGAUCUUCUCGACUUAGCUUCAUUUCUUUAGAUUUAACUAGCUUCGAACGUCUUCUUACAGAUUAUGGUAAGAAAAAAAAAACACUUUAGGCUGGCCCCGAAUUCUGUAGUUUUAGCUAGCCCCAAAUUCUUUAGCUUUAGCUAGGCCCAAAAGUCUUCUUACAGAUUAUGGUAAAAUGCUAUAGUUUUAGCUAGCUCCAAAUUAUUUAGCUUUAGCUAGCCCCAAAAGUCUUCUUACAGAUUAUGGUAAAAUGCUAUAGUUUUAGCUAGCUCCAAAAGUCUUUUUUACAGAUUAUGGUAAAAUGCUAUAGUUUUAGCUAGCUCCAAAUUCUUUAUCUUUAGCUAGCCCCAAAAGUAUUCCUACAGAUUAUGGUAAAAUGCUAUAGUUUUAGCUAGCCCCAAAUUCUUUAGCUUUAGCUAGCCCCAAACGUCUUCUUACAGAUUAUGGUAAAAUGCUAUAGUUUUAGCUAGCUCCAAAAGUCUUUUUUACAGAUUAUGGUAAAAUGCUAUAGUUUUAGCUAGCUCCAAAUUCUUUAGCUUUAUCUAGCCCCAAAAGUAUUCCUACAGAUUAUGGUAAAAUGCUAUAGUUUUAGCUAGCCCCAAAUUCUUUAGCUUUAGCUAGCCCCAAAAGUCUUCUUACAGAUUAUGGUAAAAUUCUUUGGUUUUAGCUAGCUCUAAAUGCCUUUUAUAGAUUAUGGUGAAAUUGUUUAGCUUUAGCUAGCUCCAAACAUCUUACAGUCAAACAUGGAGAAACUUUUUGCUCUCAUAUUUAUUUUUUGCACUUUAGAUUAUCUCAACAUCACCAUUAUUCAUCAAACAAGCUGCAGCCUCUCAAAACACCACACAGACACACACUUUUGGAGAAUGAGCAUCGCCUCGGUCAAACAGCAUGCCGCGUGCUUAUUGUGCUCAAUGAAUCUGGUGACAUUAACUUCAAUGUCACAUAUUUCAACACUCAGAACCACAAAAGUAUUAAAGUUCGACAGCCAGCUUGUAGUUUGGUCGUUACCGCAAAAGUAUUGAAGGUCGAUACCCAGCCCUUUUCCUGUCAUUUACCUGCCCUCAGGUAAAUGACUGAACCAACCUGGACACGUGGACGUCAGCACAUUUCUCCUUGUAGUUUUUUUAAUGGCGAGAAGAUAUAAGCGAUUGAGGAUGUUGAGGCGAGGAAAGGAACCCACUGUGGACUAUUGAGAUGUAGCCAUGUCUGAGCUUGAAUGAAUGACUCCUACUGCAUAUUUAAACUAUGCUUUUCCAUCUUUCCUACUGACUAGAACGAUUCAUAUUUACUGGUGCUAGCAAACACAAACACAUAGACUUCUGAAUGCACUGUACUACUAUACAAAAGUCAGUAGUCGUCAAGAUACAAUCCCAUCGGCCAUUCUGAAGAUUUCAUGUCUUUGCAGCCGUAACAGCUCUAGCUUCAUAGCCUGUCUGCUCUCCUCUAUACUACAUGUAAAUUGUGUUUAUACUGUAAUAAUCAAUGCCACUUUUAAUCUAUGAAGCAUUUGUAAACUAGAGGAAGCCCCUGGAAAAUAGAGGGGUUUGUAAUGGUGCUUAUAAUGACCAACUACUUCCUUUGUAAACUGUGUAUACAUACACAUACACACACAGACACACACCUGCACCCACACACACAUACAUACACGCACACACACAUUGAUGAUGCCAAACCUGGGCCUUCAUGAUUAUGCACUGAGGUCUUCACGGCCACACAUUCUCUCACAAGUCAAAAUCAGUGCUGCAUUGUCACGGACCAGCCUGACACCAGUCUGUGUUCUCUGUUCACAUCAGUGAGGGUUUAGCUGUAAAUUCACAAUAAAAACAUAUUUUUUGGUGUACAUGUA